This is a messenger RNA of Diospyros lotus (date-plum), 1036 nucleotides long. RefSeq lists its product as uncharacterized. The record is from RefSeq and is a predicted model, not a curated record. Bases 58 to 804 code for a protein of 248 amino acids. The transcript is spliced from 4 exons. NCBI's taxonomy places the organism in Eukaryota, Viridiplantae, Streptophyta, Magnoliopsida, Ericales, Ebenaceae.
CCAAGCUCUCUUAUCGCUCGCUCCUCAGGUCUCUCUCUCUCUCUCUCUCUCGUCGCAAUGAGCUUGGCGCUGCUACAGGGCUAUUCGUCGGCAGAAGAAGAAGAAGAAGGAGAAGCCGAGAACUACGAUUUCCAGGAUUCUUCAGGCGACGACGACGGCGAAAGAAACGGCAUCGUGUCCGAUUAUGCCACCAAACCCUUGUUCGACCUGCCCAAACCCUCCUCCCGCGGCGGCUCCUCUCUGCCCUCCGCUUUCGACGCUUUCACCGAGGUGUCAGGGCCGCCGAGAUUUCUGAACAACUGCGUUGAGGAACCGGAGCCGGUCGUCGGGGAUGAUGUUCAGCGGUGGCGCCAUGGUCGCCGGAGAAACCGCAAAGAGAAGAAAGAUUUACCGGCGGGUGCUGUAUUGGAGGCAAAAGCCCAACUCACUGGGAUCCAUGAGAGAGUAAGAAGUGAUAUUGAGGGUAAAACUACUCUAGCAUCAUCUGCUCAACCAAACAGUCAAUUGAGUGCAGCACAAGGAGGCAAGCGUGUGGCAACUGCAGCCAAUCCAAAUGCAGAAGAUGCAGCAGAGCUUCUGAGGAUGUGCCUCCAAUGUGGAAUACCAAAGACCUUCUCUACUGCCAAGGGAAUGGUCUGUCCACAGUGUAGCGAUCGUCCUCCUGCGGACCCAAACGCGGAGCACACAAAGAAGAAGGGAUCCGCUAUUAAGGAAAAGGAGAAGAGUAAGAGAAUGAGAGGCCAGUCGUCACAUGCCACAUGGAAAAGCGAGACAGAGAUGCAGCUCCGUCAGCAGUUCGAUUAGCCGCAUGAUCAGAAGUAGCAAUUUUUUAUUCUAACUUUAAGGGGUGAGGUUGUGCGAGUGCAACUACAUAAAUGUUGUUUUUUAGGCGGCUGACAGCUCUUCUUUGGGGGACAAAGGUGCACCAUGUCUGUGUUAGUUAUGCUAUCUAUCUAGUUCAGCAUGUUCUAUGCAAGGUAGUCCACUCCACUGACUACACUGUUAUUCUAAAGAUGUUUGUUGACGCGGUAGCUUA